Molecule: messenger RNA, 6770 nt
Organism: Epinephelus moara (kelp grouper)
Lineage: Eukaryota; Metazoa; Chordata; Actinopteri; Perciformes; Serranidae
Gene: glceb
Product: glucuronic acid epimerase b
Exons: 6
Coding region: 306-2093 (595 amino acids)
Biological process (GO): heparan sulfate proteoglycan biosynthetic process
Cellular component (GO): Golgi apparatus
Molecular function (GO): heparosan-N-sulfate-glucuronate 5-epimerase activity
Source: RefSeq, a predicted model, not a curated record
UGUAGUCAGUCGCUGUUGUGGCUGGGAGGCAGUACGGUCAGUCAGUCUCUGUGGUUGAACCGUGAUUCAGCCUGAGGUUAAACAGGAGUCUUUUAAACUACCCGACCAACCGAAAACAACUACUUCUGAUGUCCCCGGAACAAACUCCGGCUCUUUAGGACACCUUUAAUCCCGCAGGUGCUGAGGAAGCUGCAAGCAAAACAUACCAGACAAACGAGCUGUGGAAAGACUCGGCGGUGAAUGUCAACAGGAUGUCCAGCCAGUUGGCCGUUUCCUUGUGAAUGGAUUAGAGGCGAGUUGUGACCAUGCGCUGCCUGGCUGCUCGGGUGAACUACAAGACCCUCAUUGUUAUCUGCGCCCUCUUCACACUCAUCACUGUGUUGCUUUGGAACCGCUGCUCCAGUGACACCACCCUACGCUUCCUGCCCCGCGCUGCCCUGGUGGCUCCAAGUCCCAAGGUGGGAGAUGCUAGCAUCAGCAGCCAGCAACACCCUCCGCAACCUCCAGAGCCCCCGCCUGUCGUCGGGGUUGUCGCAGGGAUCAAGUAUGAAGAAAUCGACUGCCUGAUCAAUGAUGAAUCUACAAUCAAAGGCCGGCGAGAGGGCGGGGAGAUUUACCUGCCCUUCAGCUGGAUGGAGAAAUACUUUGAGGUGUACGGCAAAGUGGUGCAGUACGACGGCUACGAUCGGUUCGAGUUCCAGCACAGCUAUUCGAAGGUUUACACACAGCGUGAACCCUACCACCCCGACGGAGUCUUCAUGUCAUUUGAGGGAUACAACGUGGAGGUCCGUGACCGUGUCAAGUGUAUCAGUGGCGUGGAAGGUGUGCCUCUUUCCACUCAGUGGGGCCCUCAGGGCUACUUCUACGCCAUCCAGAUCGCUCAGUACGGCUUGAGCCAUUACAGCAAAAACCUGACAGAGCGCCCUCCCCACAUGGAGGUCUACGACACAGCUGAGGACAGAGACAGCCGAGCCAGCACGGCGCCCUGGAGUGUGCCGAAAGGUUGCGGUCUGAGCCGUGUCCACGACAAGACCCGAGCUACCUCCGUGCGUCAGUUCAGUGCUCCAGAGUCCUCCGAAGGCGUGUCCCUCCAGCUGGGUAACUCCAAAGACUUCAUCCUCAGCUUGGACAUCAAGUUUGUCUCCAACGGCAGCGUAUCUGUCGUCCUGGAAACCACAGAGAAGGGCCCGCCGUUCACUAUCCACUACGUGACCAGCACGCAGCUCAUUGCUUUCAAAGACCACGAAAUCACGUAUGGUGUCGGGCCACGGACCACCUGGAGCACUCUGACCCGAGACCUGCUCACCGACCUCAGGAAGGGCGUCGGGCUGUCCAACACCAAGGCUGUGAAGGCCACUAAGAUCAUGCCCAGACGGGUGGUGCGAUUAGUCCUACGUGGGCGUGGCUUUGUUGACAACGUCACCAUCUCCACCACCGCCCACAUGGCUGCCUUCUUUGCCGCCAGCGACUGGCUGAUACGCAACCAGGACGAGCGAGGUGGCUGGCCCAUCAUGGUCACCCGUAAACUAGGUGAAGGCUUCCGGCCUCUGGAGCCCGGCUGGUACUCGGCCAUGGCUCAGGGCCAGGCCAUGUCCACUCUGGUGAGAGCGUACCUCCUCACCAAGGACCAAGCGUACCUCAAUGCUGCCCUCAAGGCAGUGGGACCCUACAAGGUGCCUUCAGCGCAGCACGGGGUCAAAGCUGUGUUCAUGAACAAAUACGACUGGUAUGAAGAGUACCCCACCACGCCCAGUUCCUUUGUCCUCAACGGCUUCAUCUACUCCCUGCUGGGACUCUACGACUUGACUGAGACAGCUGGGGAGAAGCUCGGCAGGGAGGCGGGGCAGCUGUUCAGCCGUGGCAUGGAGUCGCUGAAGGCCAUGCUGCCGCUCUUUGACACAGGGUCUGGAAGCAUCUAUGACCUGCGUCACUUUAUGUUGGGAACAGCGCCCAACCUGGCACGCUGGGACUAUCACACCACACACAUUAACCAGCUGCAGCUGCUGGCAUCCAUAGACAACGCUCCCAUCUUCAAGGAUGUGGUGAAGCGCUGGAAGAACUACUUAAAAGGGAUUCGUGCUAAGCACAACUAGAUAAACUGCAACCCACAUUAGCAUACAGCUGAGAUGAUGACUGACAAGGUGAAUAUACGCUUAAUGAUGAUUGAAUGUGAGGCGGAUGCUCACAUUGUGUGUGUGUGCGUCCCAGUUUUGGUCGAGGUUCAUAAUCUAAAGGAUGAGUUUAUUCAGCUGCAGCUCUCAACACUAAAAGUUUCUCCUGUGCUCUGUUGCAGGUUUUAUAUUUUCUGCAACACUGACUGUAGCUCUCCUCUCCUGUUUCUUUCCUUGAGCUAGUGUUUGUAAUUAUGCACAGACCUAGUUUCAGUGUGUGAGUGUGUGUGUGUGUGUGUGUGUGUGUUCAGAGAGAACACGGCUGUGUGUGUCUGCGUGUGUGUGUGUGUGUGUGUGUGUGGUUUAAAGUAACAAUAUAUGACGUUAGAGAAAGAUGAAACCGCUUGAAUCAUAUUUCCGACAUUUAAUGCAUCCACCACACGUCUCUUCUCUAAUUGUAUUUUUUUACCAUCUCACCCUAGAUUUGCAAAGCUUUUUAAAACAAUAAAACACAGAAUAUAUUAUAGAUAAUUUGGAGAAUGUUGCCAAAAUAAUAUUCUUAUUAAUAUAAAAUCAAACAUAUUGGAUUUUAUUUCUCCGCUGCAACCAUUUUUUUUAUCCUACAACCCUUAAAAGUUUUAAAUCAAGAAGUAUUUUUUUAAGUACACCGUGUUUAAGCUGUUAGGUGAGAUAAAUUGAUUCGGCUGUCAUCCCUUCUCAGAGAAGCAUUAAAUACUUUAUGCCUCCAAACUGGCAGCUUCCACUUCUUCUCUGAAGCCCCCAAAACACAGAUAGAUAGUAACUAAUUUUAGGGGGUUAUGUUGUUACGUCUUCACUGAGUUCAACCUCUUUAAAAAUGUUUUUCCCUUUCUAAUAUAAAUAUCAAGUCGUGGAUUAGGUGCCUGUCGAGCUGCUCUGAGGAGUAAACACCUCAAUCCACCAUAUUUGAUUUCAAAUGGUUAAAUCGUCUCCGUUACCAGCAGGUCUCCUCGGUCCCCACCCACAAUCCCACUGUGUUUAGCUGAGCUGUUGUGUACGCACAUCAGCUCAGAGUUGUUAAAGUUAUGUGACUGUUGUGUUUCAGUUGAGACUGCUCACUGUUCCUGAUACGUUCUCUGAGAUAAACCCGUCAGGCCGACAACAAACUUCAACAGAAUCCUAUUGAAUCAUUUAUCCGAAUUAGCCACUGAAAUGCUUUUACCUUUAUGGAAGAUGACAAACUGUGUGCUGCCAGUCAUAGUAGUAACCAAACCCCACUAACAUCCCUCACAAAAAAAAAGUAAUAAGCUAUGUGCCACUGCAGAAGAAUAGUUGUGCAUCACUUGGAGUUUAAGGGUGAAUUCAGACCUAGAGUUGUCUUGCUUUGAUCCAAAUCAUGGACUAACUUUGUUUGCUGAAGCGUCAUGCAGACGGGUCUAAAUAAAUGCCCUGCAGUGCCCAUAAAUGCACACAGGACAUACUUUAAAUCAACACUUGUAUUUCCAUUAAACCGUCUUUAACUUUAGCGUCAGAUGAAUCUCUUGACCCGUCAUUGUGAAACAUUAAAAUCUUUAUAUCCCCUUAUUUCCCCCGGUUUGAUCAUCAGCACCAUUAGCUGCAUUGUCAUUCAUUUUCCUGCCCCGCUUCUGACCUUUUUUGGAAACUCAUCUGUAAAGCUUCUCUCUAUAGCUCGUGCUUCCAGAUGAUAAUUGCAGGAAACAAGUGUAGGUGGAGGUGGAUGUAUGUGUUGUGUAUUCGGGUAGAAAGACACGUGGGCAGCAGAGGCACAGCUGCGUCUCGCUAACACGUCAGUUUAUAACAUUUAAAUAGACAAUGCCGGGAGUACUGAAGGUCGAGGUCAAUUCUUGACAAGCAUUAAGAGGCUGUCGGUCCCAGCAGGCUCUCAUUGCUCCUCUCAGCUGCUGUGGGUGCGUGAACUCAGCGUUUUUAAUCUGAGAGCCGACCUGUUGACCGCUGUACGAGGAGAAAGAAAGCUCGCCGAGACACUAACAAUUCACCCGGCUAAUAGGCUGGAGAGCCUGCACACACAGUACAGUCGCUAGUCGGGGAUGAGUCAGCACUCACAAACAAAACAGAGUGGAGCCUUCAGCAUCAAUGAGGCUUUCAUCGAUCUACCUUAAAGAUUAUUAAUGGAGGAGAAUCAGGCCAGUUUGUUCUUCUGAAGGUGUCGAUGGUGAAUUUUCUUUGGUCAUUUUCAUCAAAACUUUGAGAUGAAAACAUUCUCCCUGCUUUCAGGUUGUCAUAGUGUGAGCUAAUUUUUGACUAAAUCAAAAAAGCAUGUGAUUCAUUUUGAUGUAAUGGAUAAAAAAGUCUCGUUUUCGUUCAAAGUGAUUACUAAUUUCUUCAGGUAGUUCUUCCUCACCUCAUCAGCUUGUUGCAUUGAGAGCUAAGUGAGUGUUUGUGACAGUAGUGUGUAUUAGGGCCACAAAAAUAAUAUCAGGACAAAAAUAAUAUCAGAUUUCAAGAAAUAAGUGGUAAUAUUUAAAGAAUAAAGUGAAAAGACAUUUUUUUGCAUGGAAAAAUAGUAAUUGUUUAACACAGCUUAUACAGUGCAUAUAUACUGUGAUGUUCAGAUACUACCAGAGGUGUGGGCCUGAGCGACAUGACUUGGAGUCAGACUCGAGUCACAAAUUUAAUGACAUUAGACUCAACUUGACAAAAUCAAAAAAAGAUUUGCAACUCGACUUGGACUUUAACACCAAUGACUUGUGACUUCAAUUGGAUUCUAACCUGACCUUUUGAAUACUUGAUAUCUUCCCCCAAACCCAGAGAUGUGAUUUAAAAAGUGUUCAAUAAAUCAAUUCAUUCCCAGCAAGUCGACGCUUAAUUCUCCAGAUUCACUGUUUGAACUAAUCAGGCAGCAAGUUUCAAACGAGAGUCAUGAACAAAAAUUGAUACCAAAGAUUAUUUCAUUGGCAUACAGCCUGGUACAAAAACUGUUUUGGUCUCUAUAGCUAACUUUAAUUGUCAUGAAAACUGUACAGAGAUGAAUUUUAAUGACUCAUUCGUUUACAUUUUAUUAUGGCUUCAAUUACGCAUGAUUAAAGGUGGGCCGCUUUUAGUGUCAGGCUGUCUGCUGAUAGUGUCCUCGGCUCCUCAGUCAGAUCCACCCCUCGAUCCUCCAUGGCUUCAACCUCUGGUCCAAAUAUGGUCACUUUUAGCUCCAGUAAUCCAAGAUGGCGGCAGCAAUAAUGCGGAACUUGAUGCUCCCAAACGGGAGUCCACAAACCAAUAGGUGACGUCACAGUGGCUAUGUCAAUUAUUUUUACAGUCUAUGACUUGACUUGGGGCUUGACUUGAGUGCAAAGACUUGAUACCUGCAAAACAAUGACUUGAUCCCACCUCUGGAUGCUACUAGUUCACAUGCACAUCUAACAUCUGCCCUGUUUAGCGAUGAUAAAUUACCAUGACGCAAUUCUAAUAUCGAAUUUUGUCUAGAAACAUAUUAUCAAAAUAUAAUUAUUUUAUUCUUGAAAUAUUUUCUUGAAAACCUCCACGUAAAAUGAUGCCUCUCUCCUUGAAAUAACAACUUGACUUUUUCCUCUAAAAUAUUUUGACUUUAUUCACAAAAACUGAAUUAAAAAAAUAAUAAUCUCAAACCUCUAACCCUCUCUGUGUCAGUGAAAGGAGUUACAUUUCUGUUCUCUUUUUAAAGUUAAAAGGUUAGAAUAUUUCCCAAGAGAAGAGCCACGAGUGCACGCUUUGAUAAUCCCAUUUCUUUGUACGCUUGCCGAUCCUUGUUUUGUUCAUUUCCUGGUGAUUUUUUCUUCCCAUGAACACGUGCAUAAUUCACGCUCUGCCAUUUUGACAGGACGGGUAGAAAAAUAUAGUUUAAAUGGAACAUUCAGGAAUGGAAGUUUUGUGUGUGAAUCUUUAUUUUGUUUAUACCAAAGUCAUUGAUUCAAGUAUAUUUGAAUUUGUCUAUUUUUGUGCAAACCGAUUUCCAUUCAGCAUUUAACGAUGUUAAGUCUCCUCGGAGAUGUCACAGAGAGACACUGCCUUUUGACAAGUGCUAGUUUUUCAAGCGUAGGUCGAGUAGAUUAUAGCGAAAAUAAGACGUGUAAAACUUGCUUAUUGUAAAGGGGAUGUGUGCAACUAGAGAUUAGCAUUUAGUCAGCUACGGUUUAAAGGGAAACGAGCCAGUAGCUGCAAAUUGUCCUUGAAAGUUUUUUGCUGGAGUGUGUGUUUGCAUCAUUCAUCAUUUGUUGGAAUCAUUUGCAGAGAUGUUUUGCUAGAUAGACAAAAGCACAACCGCUGUUAAUUGUCACAUGAUUUCUUUUGGAUUGCUUUGUAUUUUCUUUUCAGGACAAUGUGCAACGCCUUCAUUAAGAAAGCUGCUAUUAUUGUUCACUGUGUAACAGGUAUGAGAGCUUCUUUCCCUCAUUUUACUGGUUAUUUUUUUCUGUUUUUCCACAACACGUUAAAGACUUCAACAAAUGGCCGCCGAGGUCAGAUGUGAUUUAUGCAAUAAAAUGUUUACUGGGGUCUUAAACACCACAGGAGACCCAGAGCGGAUGUACAGACUUUGCAAUUCAAGCACAAUGUGCAAAUGCUACCAUUUUUUAGUCCAAGGAAGAGAGGUGUUUAUAUACAGAGUAAAUCUUUGUGCUUUAAAAUGUGCUUUUUAAAGGUGUACAAAAUAAAAGCAUUUUUCUUAAA